Oncorhynchus tshawytscha (Chinook salmon) is the source of this 852-nucleotide messenger RNA. Its product is annotated as CD209 antigen-like protein D. The transcript has 3 exons. The record is from RefSeq and is a predicted model, not a curated record. The coding region runs from base 155 to 520 and encodes 121 amino acids. NCBI's taxonomy places the organism in Eukaryota, Metazoa, Chordata, Actinopteri, Salmoniformes, Salmonidae.
UCUAAAUCCUUUUUUCUGCUGUGUAUGACAGAACCAGAGCCCACAUCACCACUGUCACCUACGUCAACCCCGUUGGCCCUUUCAAACGCCGGUAACCUGUCCUCGGGACUGGCUGGUGCUCAACAGCAGCUGCUACUACAUCUCCACCAGGAGUAUGCACUGGCACAACAUCCAGGACUCGUUCAUGGAGAUAGGAGGACACCUGGCCAUCGUACACACUGCUGAGGAACAGACGCUUCUGUUGGACCAGUUACCUCUGAGCCACUGGAAUGCAAACUGGUUUGGAAUCAAUGACGAGACAGCCGAGGCAGACUGGCUUUGGGUCGAUGGAACCAAACUGGUUCGUAGCUUUUGGGAGGAGGGUGAGCCCAACAACCACAUUGACGAAGACUGUGGCUACAUCGUGAAGACGCGCAAGCUGGAGCGCAAAGCGGUGACCAGCUGGUACGACGCCCCGUGCACCAUGUACUGGCCCUUCAUCUGUGAGAUAGAGAUGCAGACCUCUGUUCCUGCUACUUAGCAAUAAGCACUUACCAGGCCCAUGUUGGACCUAGAAAUACCUCCUCUUUGAGCUGGAAUUGUCAUUGUUCAAAAUGAUAGACCAGUGAUGACCAACCCUUCACCUGGGUACACUGGUUUUUGCUCUAACCCUGCACUAACUUAUCUGAAUCAGAUAAUCAAGAUUCAGAUGAGCAGCUGAUUAGUAGAAUAAGGUGUGUUAGAGCAGGGCAAGAGCAAAACCUUGCAAGCCCUGUAGCUCUUCAGGAGGAUGUUUGACCACCCCUGUACUACACUUUGGUAGACUUUUGCAGCAUUAUCAGGCCUGAAGGGGAACGCUCUACUUUACUAGUC